AUGGAAUCCAUGAACCAAUUGAACACAGGAGCUGGUUCAUCCAACUCAUCGAGCUCAAAAAUUUCAGCACUGAUUGUGGAUGAUGAUGCUGUCACUGGUAAAAUCCACAAGACCUUGCUCGAGAGCUUGUUUAAAAUUGAGACAAAAACAGUUAAGGAUGGAAAGGAAGCAGUGAAUUUGUGUCGUUCUGGGGCUAAGUUUGACAUAAUAUUCAUGGACAAAGAAAUGCCAAUCAUGGAUGGUGUUGAGGCAACAAAACAGCUACGUGCUAUGGGUGUGAAGAGCAUGAUUGUGGGAAUCACUAGCAGGGCUGAUGGCAAAGAAACACAGGAAUUUCUAGCUGCUGGAUUGAACCACUGUCUUGAGAAGCCUCUAAAGCGUGCAAUGGUUGAAGUUGUGUUGCGAGAGCUUAAAAAUUUAAGCAUUUGA
This is a messenger RNA of Abrus precatorius (Indian licorice), 429 nucleotides long. RefSeq names its product two-component response regulator 24-like. The transcript has 2 exons. Gene Ontology annotation, biological process: phosphorelay signal transduction system. The coding region runs from base 1 to 429 and encodes 142 amino acids. NCBI's taxonomy places the organism in Eukaryota, Viridiplantae, Streptophyta, Magnoliopsida, Fabales, Fabaceae. The record is from RefSeq and is a predicted model, not a curated record.